AUGACAACGACGGCCACCACUCUCAAGGGCCAGCCCCUCGACAAGGCCGCGCUCGAGUCUCUCCUGCGCCGGCGCAUGUUCUACACGCCCUCGUUCGAGAUCUACGGGGGUGUUUCCGGUCUCUAUGAUUACGGUCCUCCCGGCUGUGCGCUGCAGGCAAACAUCGUCGAUAUCUGGCGCAAACAUUUUAUCCUCGAGGAGGACAUGCUUGAGGUUGACUGCACUGUUCUCACCCCUCACGAGGUUCUCAAGACCAGCGGCCAUGUCGACAAGUUUGCGGAUUGGAUGUGCAAGGACCCUAAGAACGGCGAAAUCUUCCGUGCCGACCACUUCGUCGAGGGCGCUCUCGAGGCGCGGCUAAAGGGUGACAAGGAGGCACGUGGCCAGAAGGUGGAGGAGAAGGAAGAAGAUCCGAAGAAGAAAAAGAAGAAGCACAAGGACCUGGCAGCGGUGAAGCUUGAUGAUGCUGUUGUGCAAGAAUACGAGCAGGUGCUGGCGCAGAUUGACAACUACAAUGGCGAGCAGCUGGGCGAGUUGAUCACGAAGUACGACUUGAAGAACCCCGCCACCGGCGUGCUCCCAGAUACCCCGAUGCCCUUCAACCUCAUGUUCCAGACCUCAAUUGGCCCCAGCAGCAACCUUCCCGGCUAUCUACGGCCAGAAACCGCCCAGGGCCAGUUCCUCAACUUUGCUAAGCUCCUCGAGUUCAAUACCGGCCAGAUGCCGUUUGCCUCAGCCUCGAUUGGCAAGUCGUAUCGGAACGAAAUUUCCCCAAGAGCUGGUCUUCUUCGUGUCCGCGAGUUCCUCAUGGCCGAGAUCGAGCACUUCGUCGACCCCGAAGGCCACAAGAAGCACCACCGGUUCCACGAGGUUGAAAACAUUGAGCUCGCGUUCCUUGACCGGAACAUCCAGUUGUCCGGGAAGACGACCAUCACGAGGCAGACAAUCGGCCAAGCCGUGAAAGAUGGUCUUGUUGACAACGAGACUCUGGGCUACUUCUUGGCCCGUAUUCAGCUGUUCCUCAAGAAGAUUGGCGUUGACCAGUCUAAGAUCCGCUUCAGGCAACACAUGGCCAACGAGAUGGCCCACUACGCCUGCGACUGCUGGGACGCUGAGCUCCUCACCUCUGGCGGCUGGGUGGAGUGCGUGGGCUGUGCUGACCGGAGCGCCUACGACUUGUCCGUUCAUGCGAAAAAGACUGGCGCACCACUUAUUGUGCGCCAAAAGUUGGACGAGCCCAAGACUAUUGAGGAAUGGGAGCUUGAUAUCAACAAGAAGAAGUUCGGUCCGUUCUACAAAAAGGACGGCAAGGCUGUCGAGGCCGCUUUGCUGGCCACCACACAGGAAGAUCGUUCGAGGUUGGCUAAGGAGCUAGAAGAGACCGGCAAGACUACUAUUGAUGUUCCCGACGUUGGAGAGGGCAAGGUCGAGGUUAGCAAGGACCUGCUCGCCGUUGAGUGGCGGAAGCGGGUUGAGCACACCAGGGAAUACACCCCUAACGUCAUCGAGCCAUCCUUCGGUAUUGGCCGGAUUCUGUACUCGUUGAUGGAGCACAACUACUGGACCAGAGCCAGUGACGGCGGCGAUGAGGCUCGCGGUGUUCUCUCUUUCCCUCCCGCCGUUGCACCAACGAAGGUUCUCAUCGUGCCCCUAUCGUCCCACAAGGAUUUCCCGCCCGCGGUGCGCAAGCUGUCACAGAAGCUCCGUUCUGCCGGUCUCUCCAGCCGAGUGGAUGACUCGUCGGCUAGCAUAGGCAAACGGUACAGCCGCAACGACGAGCUAGGCACCCCGUUCGGCGUGACUGUGGACUUCCAGACGGUCCAGGACGGCACCAUCACUCUGCGCGAGCGUGACAGCACACGCCAGGUGCGUGCGGAUGAGGACAAGAUCAUCGAGGCGAUCAAGGCGCUGGUUGAGGAGACCAAGACAUGGAAAGAUAUUGAGUCGGAGCUGCCCCUAUUUGAGGGCCAGCAGGAGGCGGAGGUUCCCGUCCGGUAA
Messenger RNA from Dichotomopilus funicola, 1998 nucleotides. RefSeq lists its product as uncharacterized. The record is from RefSeq and is a predicted model, not a curated record. Gene Ontology annotation, biological process: mitochondrial glycyl-tRNA aminoacylation. Gene Ontology annotation, cellular component: mitochondrion; cytoplasm. The transcript has 2 exons. Gene Ontology annotation, molecular function: glycine-tRNA ligase activity; ATP binding. Lineage: Eukaryota; Fungi; Ascomycota; Sordariomycetes; Sordariales; Chaetomiaceae. Bases 1 to 1998 code for a protein of 665 amino acids.